AUGUCCAGUACAGAUCCCCGCGCAAACACAGAUGAAAAGACCAUUAUGGGCCCUCACGGAAUCAAUCGAGCUGUUCACCGCAUCUCCUUCUCUGACUGUCAGAAUGGAUUAGGAGUUAAAAUUAUUGGAGGUUAUCGAGCACAAACUGCAGAAGAUUAUGGGAUUUUCAUCAAGAGAAUUCUUCCUGGAGGGGUUGCUGCUAUAGAUAGCCGUUUGCUCACUGGGGACCUGAUUUUGGAUGUCAAUGGAGAGAACUUGAUUGGAGUCACAAAUGAAAGGGCUGUAGACAUCUUGAGAACAGCAUCAGCAUCUAAUCACAUGUCCCUGCUUGUUGCUAGAGAUGAAGAAGCAAAGAAAGAAUUUCAUGACCUGAUGGAUAAGUAUGGCUCUCACAGUGACACCAGCUCUGCAAGAACUUCUCCAACACAUCUGUUACCUGCAAAAUCUACAGAGAGCCUUUCUUCUGGGUCAUCCUCAAGGUCACAGAGUCCUCAGCUGCAUCCAAAGGAUAACAUCACUACCAUCAGCAGAAAUAAUUCUGUCCCAGCACCGUCCCCAAAGCUUGCAAAGGACAGUGCAUUUCAGAUUAUCUCUGUUUGCAAAGGGACAAGCCUAGGUUUGAAUAUUGUGGGAGGAAUUAACAGAAAUGAAGGGCCUCUGGUAUAUAUCCACGAAAUUGUCCCAGGAGGUGAUUGUCAUAAGGAUGGACGACUGAAGCCUGGGGAUCAGCUCGUGUCCAUCAACAAAGAGUCCAUGAUUGGUGUCUCCUAUGAAGAGGCCAAAAGUAUAAUCAACAGGACCAAGAUGAGGUUUGAAAGCUUUUGGGAGAUAGCUUUUAUUAGGCAGAAAAACAUUCCCAGUUAUCCAGAGAAUCUGCAACAUCCUUUCAGCCUCUUAACAUCUUCUGUAGCAUAUGGAGAGCAACAGGCUGCAGCACUUGGUUCUCUUGCACCUCCUAAUGGAAAACUUGUUUCACCCUUCACUCCAGAUGCUAUGGAAACUGGAGUCAAGAUGGGAGAGCAAUCUCCAAUAACUCCUGCAGACAGAAGUCCUGAUGUGUCUGCCACGUUUCUUACCCCCAGCCAGAGUGAUCAUGGUCAGCAUCAAGUAAGGAACUCAACUAUUCGUCUCAAAACAGAAAAGCUGGAGAAGGCAUUGAAUUAUCUUGGGAUUCAGCUCACAGAUGAACAGCAGCAAGCCCUAAGGCAGCAACUUCAGAAAGAUUCUAAAGGAACAGCGUCUUUUGGAGAUUUCGUUGAAGUCUCAAGGAAUCUGUUCUCUGUGCAAUCGAGUGCUACAGAUGAUGACCACAAACCUACAUCCCUGGGGGGCAAUGACACUGCCAGCUUGGUGGAUUCCCAGUUUACAACCUGUGAUUCUGUGGAGGAUGAUGUGGAGAGACUUAAGAAAGAGAGAAAUGAAGCUUUAAAAGAAAUGAGUAAAUUAAAGGAAAAAUUGUCUGAGUCUGCAAAUUUACAGCAACAGUUAACAGAGCAGCUACAAGUAGUCAAACAAGAAGCCAAAGCAGCUGUGGAGGAGACCAGAGCCCUGAGAAGCAGGAUUCACCUUGCAGAAGCAGCACAGAGACAGGCACGUGGCAUGGAGAUGGACUAUGAAGAAGUAAUUCGCCUAUUAGAAGCUGAAAUUGGAGAGCUGAAGGCUCAGCUCACGGAUCAGUCUGGCCAAAAUAAAGAUAACAUCCAAGACUUGAAAAAGAGAGUUACAGUGCUUGACUGUCAGCUGCGGAAAUCAGAGUCAGCUAGGAAGACCUUUGAGGUGGCUACUGAAAAAUUGCUACAAUUUGUAGAGGUUGUGCAUGAAAUACUUGCAGAUAACUCUACUUCCUCAACAGUUUUAAGUGACAGGAGAACAACAUUGUCCACUAAAACACUUCUUGCACGGCUGGGAAGGAUUGGACCUGCUGUCACAACAGCUCUUGCAGCAGAAGCCAGAGACCUUGCCAAGUCUGUCCGUGCCAUUUUGGAAGUAGAUUGUCUGCCUUAUGGAUGGGAAGAAGCUUACACAGCUGAUGGAAUCAAAUAUUUUAUCAACCAUGUGACACAGACAACAUCCUGGAUCCAUCCCGUCACAAGUGCACUAAGCUUGCUGUGCUCCGAGGACGACGACGACGGAAUGAGAGACCUUCCUGGGCCCAAGAGCUGA
Acanthisitta chloris (rifleman) is the source of this 2163-nucleotide messenger RNA. It is a transcript of the gene STXBP4, whose product is annotated as syntaxin binding protein 4. NCBI's taxonomy places the organism in Eukaryota, Metazoa, Chordata, Aves, Passeriformes, Acanthisittidae. Bases 1 to 2163 code for a protein of 720 amino acids. Gene Ontology annotation, molecular function: syntaxin binding. Gene Ontology annotation, biological process: insulin receptor signaling pathway; regulation of insulin secretion involved in cellular response to glucose stimulus. Gene Ontology annotation, cellular component: cytoplasmic vesicle. The record is from RefSeq and is a predicted model, not a curated record. The transcript has 22 exons.